AUGCAUAUGCGCCGGCCGAUACGGGUGCCGCCGCAUCUUGCCCAGAAACCGCCCGACGGGUCCAUCGUGCGGAAUCGGAUACGACACGGGCUUGAUGGCCCGGAACCAAAACCCGCCCCGCGCGUCCGAAUACAUCACCCCGCGCCCAUCCACGGUCCGUCCCCCGGCCUCCCCCUCCCCCUUCCCCUUCCCCUGUCCCUUCCCGCUCGCAUACUGCACAUCAUAGUGCCCGCUACUGUCCGUCUCCCAGAUAUCGACCCUGACGCCCUCCAGCGCGCGGCCCGCCAGGUCGCGCACGCAGCAGACAACCAGCAACGGCUCGCCGGCAGCGUCGCGCGAGAGCAGGCCGCCAUCGGCGACGGUGGGUGCGUCGUGCGUGUGGAACGGGCCGAGCACGGUGCCCUCGGUGGCGCCGGGGGGUUUCGGGUGGUCGAUGGCGUCGACCAGCAGCGAGAGGCCGAGGAUGUCGGAGAGGAGGAUGAGCUCGUUGCGCUGCGGGGAGCUGAUCUGGCCCGCCUCGAUGAGGAAGGCGAGCGCGGCAGACCACUCGGCGGUCGACAGGCGGGUUUCGCGGGCGAAGUCGUGCAGACACGACGAGUUGGAGAUGUGUUGUGCUACAUGAUAGUGUUUGUGAUGAUGCGCCGGGAUAUCAGCAGCGCUAACAGUUGUCUUCGAUGUAAACGCGAUAGAAGCCCUCUUGCUCUUCUCUGUCUUUCCCCCUGGCUCUACUACAUUGCGGAGCCAGCAAUUUACGAGUCAACCACCACCACCCGGUCAAAGCAAGAGAGUUGGGUGUACGAGGAACUGGAUAUCAACUUCCAGGCUCUCACGGCUGCAAAUGGAUCAUUUGAAUAA
Messenger RNA from Histoplasma mississippiense, 855 nucleotides. RefSeq lists its product as hypothetical. The transcript is spliced from 4 exons. The record is from RefSeq and is a predicted model, not a curated record. Lineage: Eukaryota; Fungi; Ascomycota; Eurotiomycetes; Onygenales; Ajellomycetaceae. Bases 1 to 855 code for a protein of 284 amino acids.